GAGAACAGAUCAUCCUCACCACAGUAUAUUCCUUGAUGGUGGAGGGGUGAUCCUCUGGACUCUAGAAAUCCAUGUGGGUGGUGGGUCCUGUGCUGGGCUUACGCCAAGGAAUAACCUCUGGGCUGCUGUUCCGACAAGUCCUAUUGAACAAGGAGCCCUUGUCUUGACUUAGGCAUAGACCUAGAACCCACCAAGGGCCAUAGGGAGAAACGUUGCCCGUGGCCAAAGUGGGCUUCCCUGGAUUGCCGAGUGGGUGCAGGAUGGGCAUCACACAAAGAUUCUAUUCUGCCCUUUGUGUUGAUUCCUCCUUUCUAUGAACAAAACCUUUGCUUUCUGCAUAGGCCCCAAGGACUUCAUGCUGGGUCUACUUCAGGUGCAAUAGAUCAGCCUUAUAUUAUGGGGCUUUACCUAAUGUUUCUUCUGAGGAGAGGGGAGUAACACUGUUAAAAUUAGUUAAGCACGAAAACUCCUAGGAAGGCUUAUUCCAGCCCUGAUCAGCCCAGGUGAACUCUCCAGGGAUGCUGCUCUUUGUCAGAGAAGACCCCCACAAAGGUAACAUCUCUGAUGUGGGAAUAAAAAAGGUUUGUUAGUCACUUGUCUGUGAAGCAUCUGGGCCUCCAAAAUUCCAACCCUACUGCAGUCCUGAGGCAAAACUGUUCUUCCUGAGAGCUAGAAGCUAAAGUCAGGAUACUUACCCUGCCACCUCAAACUUAGGGAUCAUAAAGCCUUGCUUGUACAGCGCCAGGGUGAGAUUGGGGUGUCCUGAGGAUUAGAACCUGUGUCCAUCAUUCUAGGACCACUUAGAGCCGAGGUCUGAGAGGGUGGAGCAUUCUUUUGGCCUGGAAGCUAUGGACUUCCACCAUAUGGUCGAACACUGCCCAAAGCCCAGGGGACUCACUCUCCAUCGGGAACAUCGUCCCAUUCCCUUACGGUCCCAGUCUUCUCGACUCUCCCGAAGUGCAGAGAAGGCGGCACUGAGAGAACAGGGCUGAAGAGCCGGUGCCUAGUAUGCCGCGCACCAGCUCUGACUCGGGACCAUAACGCCCCGUCUUACCCCAGAAAGGGGCCUGGCCGGCGGAGUAGCUACUCCCGGUGCUCCGCCAACGCUGCACUCUUGCGGUACUGGCCGUGUUUCCGAGAGCCUCGGGAGAGAUAUCGCCGACAGUUUCGGGCCUGCGCUCCGCCCCAGGAUUCUCCACGGGCCGCGGGGCCGUUAAGCCCCGCCCCUGAGGGUUCGUCCAAUCCGGAUCCAACCUUCAGUCGGCGCCUUCAAGUUCCGUGUGGCCACUUCCGAUCCGUUCCGGAAGUCGCUCAGUGGAGCCAAAUUUGAAGCAAACGGAGACGCCUAGGCGCAGCCACGAAGCUGGACCGGUCGCGGCUUCCUUGGAUACCUGCUCCUGUUGAGAUCAGUCAUCAUGCCCAUUCGUGCGCUAUGCACCAUCUGCUCCGACUUCUUCGACCACUCCCGUGACGUGGCCGCCAUCCACUGCGGCCAUACCUUCCACUUGCAGUGCCUAAUUCAGUGGUUUGAGACAGCACCAAGUCGGACCUGCCCACAGUGCCGAAUCCAGGUCGGCAAAAGAACCAUUAUCAAUAAGCUCUUCUUUGACCUUGCCCAAGAGGAGGAGAGUGUCUUAGAUGCAGAAUUCUUAAAGAAUGAACUGGAUAAUACUAGAGCCCUGCUUUCCCAGAAAGAGAAGGAAAAACGAGACAGCCAGGUCAUCAUUGACACUCUGCGGGACACGCUGGAAGAGCGCAACGCCACUGUGGAGUCCCUGCAGAAGGCCUUAGACAAGGCCGAGAUGCUGUGCUCCACCCUCAAGAAGCAGAUGAAGUACUUGGAGCAACAGCAGGAUGAGACCAAACAAGCACGGGAGGAGGCCCGCCGACUCCGGAGCAAGAUGAAGACUAUGGAGCGGAUUGAGCUCCUACUCCAGAGCCAGCGGCCCGAGGUGGAGGAGAUGAUCCGAGACAUGGGUGUGGGACAGUCAGCAGUGGAGCAACUGGCUGUGUACUGCGUAUCCCUCAAGAAAGAGUAUGAGAAUCUAAAAGAGGCAAGGAAGGCUUCAGGAGAGCUAACUGACAAGCUGAAGAAGGACUUGUUUUCUUCCAGAAACAAGUUGCAGACAGUCUGCUCUGAACUGGACCAGGCCAAGUUGGAGCUAAAGUCGGCCCAGAAGGACUUACAGAGCGCUGACAAGGAAAUUGUGAGCCUGAAAAAAAAGCUAACGGUGCUGCAGGAAACCCUGAACCUGCCGCCAGUAGACAGUGAGACUGUCAACCGCCUGGUUUUUGAGAGUCCAGCUCCUGUGGAGAUGCUGAACCUGAAGCUUCGCCGGCCAGCCUUCGGUGAUGAUAUUGACCUCAACGCCACCUUUAAUGUGGACACCCCCCCAGCCCAGCCUUCCAGCACCCAGCAUGGCCAUGCCAAGAGGCUUUUCCCAGAGAAGUCACAUUCUCCUGUUCAUCAUGUUUUCAAGAAGAUCCCCAAAGGCUCUAAGAAGGAGUCCCAGCUCUCGCUGGGUGGCCAGCGCUGUCUGGGAGAGCCUGAUGAGGAGCUGGCUGGUGCCUUUCCUGUCUUCAUCCGGAAUGCUGUCCUGGGCCAGAAACAGCCCAAGAGGGCCAGGGCGGAGCCCUGUCGCAGCACAGAUGCAGUAAGGACAGGCUUUGAUGGGCUUGGAGGCCGGACAAAAUUCAUCCAGCCUACUGACACUACUCUGAUCCGCCCAUUGCCCAUUAAGCCCAAGCCCAAGGCCAGGGCUAAGCAGAGGGUGGGCACCAAGACAGUACUCUCUCCCUCCCAGGCCAAGUUGGACACCUUCCUGUGGCAGUGAGAACAGUGAGUCUGAUCAGUGUCCAGAUAUAUGUCUCUGACUUGUAGGCUGAGGACUGGUAACUAGCUCAGCACAGGGUUUGCGGGGCGCAGCCCCUCUUCCAGGACCAGCCCUGAGGACAAGGAUAAACAAGAAGAUGGGAGUGAAGUUGAGGCCCAGAAACUGCUUUUCCUGCACACGCCCUGCCCCACUCCCUAUCACACUGGGCCUACCUAUGGGAGAGGAUGUGAUCACCUCACUGUUCCUGCCAGCAGGGCUUGCUCCGUGUUCCAGACUCCCAUUUAUAGCCAUGAUCAGAGGUGGCUGGGCUGCUUCUGGUCCUCCAGACCAGGGUCUUUUGUUGACUCUAGGGACCAAAGUGCUUGAGGCUUCUCAGGCAGCUUCAGCCUGCCCAAGUUUCUGCCUGCCUCUGACUUGCUGCUCGGCAUGGCCUGGGCCAAGCAGGGCAGGGAAUAGGGGAUGGUGGUGGGGAGAGG
Vicugna pacos (alpaca) is the source of this 3310-nucleotide messenger RNA. It is a transcript of the gene TRAIP, whose product is annotated as TRAF interacting protein. Lineage: Eukaryota; Metazoa; Chordata; Mammalia; Artiodactyla; Camelidae. Gene Ontology annotation, molecular function: ubiquitin protein ligase activity. Gene Ontology annotation, cellular component: nucleus; site of DNA damage. Gene Ontology annotation, biological process: replication fork processing; protein ubiquitination. The record is from RefSeq and is a predicted model, not a curated record.